UCUCUCCCUUUCAUAUGGACUGUGUGCUAAAGUGCUGGUUCAGUCAGUGGAAAAACAAUGGAGAAGCAAAGUUGCUGGAGACCAUGGCCAAAAUGGAGGUGAAAACGUCACUUCUGGACAACAUGAUUGGAGUUGGAGACAUGGUUCUCUUGGAACCUCUCAGCGAGGAGACCUUCAUCAACAACCUCAAGAAGCGUUUCGACCACAAUGAGAUCUAUACAUACAUCGGAAGUGUGGUUAUAUCAGUUAACCCCUACCGGUCUCUGCCAAUUUAUUCUCCAGAGAAAGUGGAAGAUUACAGGAAUAGAAAUUUUUAUGAGCUGAGUCCUCACAUCUUUGCCCUGUCAGACGAGGCAUACAGAUCCCUCCGAGAUCAAGACAAAGACCAGUGCAUUCUCAUUACUGGGGAAAGCGGAGCAGGAAAAACAGAGGCGAGCAAGCUGGUUAUGUCCUACGUGGCAGCUGUUUGUGGAAAAGGAGCAGAAGUUAACCAAGUCAAAGAGCAGCUUCUGCAGUCCAACCCGGUCCUGGAAGCUUUUGGAAAUGCCAAAACUGUAAGGAAUGACAACUCUUCUAGAUUUGGAAAAUACAUGGAUAUUGAGUUUGACUUUAAAGGUGAUCCACUCGGAGGUGUGAUAAGUAACUAUCUUUUAGAGAAAUCACGGGUGGUUAAACAGCCAAGAGGAGAAAGAAACUUCCACGUGUUCUAUCAGCUGCUGUCCGGUGCCUCCGAAGAGCUCCUCCACAAACUUAAGCUGGAGCGCGAUUUCAGCAGAUACAACUACCUGAGUCUGGACUCGGCCAAAGUUAAUGGGGUCGACGAUGCGGCCAAUUUCAGAACUGUUAGGAACGCCAUGCAGAUUGUGGGCUUCAUGGACCACGAAGCCGAGUCCGUCUUGGAGGUGGUGGCCGCCGUGUUGAAACUGGGGAACAUCGAGUUCAAGCCCGAGUCACGUGUGAACGGUUUAGACGAAAGCAAAAUCAAAGAUAAAAAUGAGUUGAAAGAAAUUUGCGAGUUGACCGGCAUCGAUCAGUCCGUUCUGGAACGAGCGUUCAGUUUCCGAACAGUGGAAGCCAAGCAGGAGAAAGUUUCGACAACACUGAAUGUAGCUCAGGCUUACUAUGCCCGUGAUGCGCUGGCUAAAAACCUCUACAGCAGGUUGUUCUCGUGGCUGGUGAAUCGAAUCAAUGAAAGCAUUAAGGCACAAACAAAAGUAAGAAAGAAGGUCAUGGGCGUUUUGGACAUUUAUGGAUUUGAAAUUUUUGAGGACAACAGCUUCGAGCAGUUCAUUAUCAAUUAUUGUAACGAAAAGCUGCAACAGAUCUUCAUUGAGCUUACUCUGAAAGAAGAGCAGGAAGAGUACAUACGGGAGGGCAUCGAAUGGACUCACAUCGACUACUUCAAUAAUGCUAUCAUUUGUGACCUAAUAGAAAAUAACACAAAUGGAAUCCUGGCCAUGCUGGAUGAAGAGUGCCUAAGGCCCGGCACAGUCACUGACGAGACCUUCUUAGAAAAGCUGAACCAAGUGUGCGCUACCCACCAGCACUUCGAGAGCAGGAUGAGCAAGUGCUCACGGUUCCUCAACGACACGUCCCUGCCCCACAGCUGCUUCCGGAUCCAGCACUACGCGGGCAAGGUGCUGUACCAGGUGGAAGGAUUUGUUGACAAGAACAAUGACCUUCUCUACCGAGACCUGUCCCAAGCCAUGUGGAAGGCCAGCCACGCCCUCAUCAAGUCUUUGUUCCCUGAAGGGAAUCCUGCCAAGAUCAACCUGAAAAGACCCCCGACAGCAGGGUCACAGUUCAAGGCUUCUGUGGCCACCCUGAUGAAAAACCUACAGACCAAGAACCCGAACUAUAUCAGAUGUAUCAAGCCGAAUGAUAAAAAGGCAGCGCACAUCUUCACCGAGGGCCUGGUGUGUCAUCAGAUCCGGUACCUGGGUCUCCUGGAGAAUGUGCGGGUGAGGCGGGCAGGCUAUGCAUUCCGGCAGGCCUAUGAACCUUGCCUAGAAAGAUACAAGAUGCUUUGCAAGCAAACGUGGCCUCAUUGGAAGGGACCAGCAAGAUCUGGUGUGGAGGUUUUGUUUAAUGAAGUACAAAUUCCCAUGGAAGAAUAUUCCUUUGGCAGAUCAAAGAUAUUUAUCCGAAACCCAAGAACGUUAUUCACCUUAGAAGACCUGAGGAAGCAGCGACUGGAGGACCUGGCCACACUCAUUCAGAAGAUUUACCGGGGGUGGAAGUGCCGCACGCACUUCCUGCUCAUGAAGAAAAGCCAAAUUGUGAUUGCCGCCUGGUACCGGAGAUACUCGCAACAGAAGAGGUACCAGCAGAUCAAAGCCUCUGCCUUGGUGGUUCAGUCUUACAUCCGGGGCUGGAAGGCUCGAAAAAUCCUGCGGGAACUGAAGCAUCAGAAACGCUGCGAGGAGGCCGCCACGACCAUCGCCGCGUACUGGCAUGGAACCCAGGCGCGAAGGGAACUGAGACGGCUGAAGGAGGAGGCUAGGAAUAAACAUGCUAUUGCAGUAAUUUGGGCUUACUGGCUUGGAUCAAAGGCUCGAAGGGAGUUGAAACACUUGAAGGAGGAGGCUAGGCGUAAGCAUGCAGUGGCUGUCAUUUGGGCUUACUGGCUUGGACUGAAGGUGCGUAGGGAGUACAGGAAAUUCUUCAGAGCUAACGCCGGAAAGAAAAUCUAUGAGUUUACCCUGCAGAGAAUUGUGCAAAAAUACUUCCUGGAGAUGAAAAGUAAGAUGCCUUCCUUAUCGCCAGUAGACAAGAAUUGGCCUUCAAGACCUUACCUAUUCUUAGAUUCCACUCACAAGGAGCUGAAGAGGAUUUUCCACUUGUGGAGGUGUAAAAAAUACAGGGACCAGUUCACAGACCAGCGGAAACUUAUUUACGAAGAAAAACUAGAAGCCAGUGAACUCUUCAAAGACAAGAAGGCUUUAUACCCGUCCAGUGUUGGGCAGCCAUUCCAAGGAGCUUACCUGGAAAUCAACAAGGACCCUAAGUAUAAGAAACUCAAAGAUGCCAUUGAAGAAAAGAUCAUCAUUGCUGAAGUUGUGAACAAAAUUAAUCGUGCGAAUGGGAAGAGUACAUCCCGGAUUUUUCUCUUAACAAAUAAUAACCUCCUCCUUGCUGACCAAAAGUCUGGACAGAUCAAGUCAGAGGUGCCGCUGGUAGACGUGACCAAGGUGUCUAUGAGCUCACAGAAUGACGGCUUCUUUGCUGUCCACCUCAAGGAGGGCUCCGAAGCAGCUAGCAAAGGAGACUUUCUCUUCAGCAGUGACCACCUGAUUGAAAUGGCCACCAAGCUAUAUCGCACAACUCUCAGCCAAACCAAACAGAAGCUCAAUAUUGAGAUUUCCGACGAGUUUCUGGUGCAAUUCCGACAAGACAAAGUGUGUGUGAAGUUUAUUCAGGGCAACCAGAAAAACGGGAGUGUCCCAACCUGCAAACGAAAAAACAACCGUCUCCUGGAAGUUGCAGUCCCUUAGCGGGGUCCUCCUCCGCCCUCACGGACUGGUUCUCUGUGCUAGUGCAAUUGGGUUUGGUUUUGUGUGGGGUUCAUUGUAUGUUUGGUUAUUGCCAAAAGCUAACUGUUAGGGUCUCUUGGCAAAAUAAAAGUAUUUGACUAAUCAGUUUUUACUCUUGGAAUAGUUUAACCCUUACAUACACAGUCUGUCCCGGGGCAGGAUUGUAGAAACUAACAGUGUCUGUUUCGAUGUCAUAUGUGUCUCCUCUUUAGUUACCAUGUUAGGUCUGUGUACCCUAAAUCAGCAUAUUACUCAUAAAUCAUUAAUACAUGUAAGUGUAGGAAGCGGCCUUGGAAGGUAGUGCAUUCAUUUAUCAAGUAUUUAUUGAAUGCCUUGUAAGCGGGCGCUAUGCUAAAUGGUAUGGAAGCUCACUAGGAGCUUUGGCACCGCCAGGGCCAUCGUAGUCUGGCUGGUUUGACUUAGCAACAGCUAAAAGGUUUGAAAAGCUUGAGACCAACACAAUAACUGCAGAAGAUGGACCGCAUUCAUAGGGACCCUGUAGCCUGAUCGUCGCCCAUAGAUGAUGUAAGGAGGGCCGGUCCGAGGAAGGAAGGAAUGGGACCAUACGACUGGACAAAAAUCCUUCUACAUUUUUUCUAUUGAAAAGAAGAAAACUGACAUUUGAACUGGAUUUUUUAUCUGUUCAGAAUCUCCUACAAUUACUUUUAACAAUAGAAAACAAGUCCUUCUUCUAGAAAAGGUGCCAGGAAUCGUCCAGUGAGACGAUGAGGUUGCUGGUUCUGCUCAGCCUCCUAUGGGGUCCUCCAUAAACUAUCUUGGUGUGGUUUCCACCCGGAUAUGAGUAGCUAUUUUCUACAGCUAGCACAGUGGAGAAAGGCCCCAAGCCUUUCGGAGUGGCAGGUAUUCUGGAUGAGGUGCAAUAAGACAUCACGAGAUCUUUUUUGAAAAUUUUAUUUAUAAUACACAUUUUUGUAUGGGAGAGGUUGCUAGGACAGGGCGCAUAUUUUAAUAGAGGAUCAAAAUUUAUGUUAAUUUGUAGGGCUAUUUUUCCUUCCAGUUUAAAGAUUCAUUUUGGAAACUACAUUCUAAACUUUGGAAUCAAAUUGUUUCUUCUUCGGGAGGAUAAUGUAUAUAUACAUUGGUGUUAAAUAAUAAAAUUGUUCUAAUUUGGUGCCAUUUGCUGGAUCACAACUGUAUUUUUGUAUUUCAAGCUAUUUUCCUAGGUUGUGUGUCAAAGUACUGUCUCACAGAACACUCUUACAUGCAAACAUUAUAUGUUCUCCAUGUUAAUUGAAUGUUACCAAUCUUUUAUAAACCAGAAACAGUCACUGAAAAUAUUUUCCAAGAAUUUCCUUUUGAUUUUUUGUACUUUAAAAAAAUUGUUCACAUAAAAAAAUUCUUACAAGUCUUUGUGUUUAUUGGUGCAGGUAAAGAACUUAAUUCUUUUCAUUCUUCUCUUCUCUGUGCCUAAAGUGGUAGGUUGAGAGGUCUGCUAGAGGUGUUUCUGUUUUAAAUGUAUUUAAAAACUAGGGACUGUGUAGGUACAUUGUUCACAUACUAGUAAAUGUGGAAAAGUGCGCAAUAAAAUUCUCCGCCUUGUCAGUA
Messenger RNA from Chinchilla lanigera (long-tailed chinchilla), 5099 nucleotides. RefSeq names its product myosin IB (gene Myo1b). Bases 15 to 3494 code for a protein of 1159 amino acids. The transcript has 31 exons. Lineage: Eukaryota; Metazoa; Chordata; Mammalia; Rodentia; Chinchillidae. The record is from RefSeq and is a predicted model, not a curated record. Gene Ontology annotation, biological process: vesicle transport along actin filament; actin filament organization. Gene Ontology annotation, molecular function: actin filament binding; microfilament motor activity; ATP binding. Gene Ontology annotation, cellular component: myosin complex; vesicle; microvillus.